Molecule: messenger RNA, 2569 nt
Organism: Diprion similis
Lineage: Eukaryota; Metazoa; Arthropoda; Insecta; Hymenoptera; Diprionidae
Gene: Mon1
Product: vacuolar fusion protein MON1 homolog A
Exons: 7
Coding region: 129-1685 (518 amino acids)
Biological process (GO): endosome to lysosome transport via multivesicular body sorting pathway; protein targeting to vacuole
Source: RefSeq, a predicted model, not a curated record
AGAUAACAGCGACGUGACGUUGGUUGAAAACAUUUCGGCCGCGCUGUCAUGGCCGGCUGAUUAUUGACAAACGUCAAUUUUGUAAGAAAAGUGUGAAUCGUGAAUCGACUAAUCAAAUUAGCGUAAAAAUGGCCAAUCCCGAGGCACCUGGUGUCGAUGACGUUAUAGCCGAGCCAGGAAUCGAGCCUGGGGCUUCGGCUGAGACGAUGCUAGUGACGACGGAUAGUUUCGAGGAAUACGAGCAAGAGAUGAGCAGCAGCAUAGACGACAGGCAAAUGAAGGAGAGCACGACUAGCACGAUAUCCGAACUCCAGGAGGACAUUCGGGAUGCCCCGCCAACGCCAACGGCGACCAGCCCCACGGAGCCAAAGCCUAGUCCUCCGGACGAUUCGGAGCUCGAGGAUACCACGCAGCAGCUCAGUCUGAAUAGUCUGGAAAUUGACCCGAUGAGGAACACGACGUGGCUGGCUCAGAAAAAGCAUAUAUUUAUACUAAGCCAGGCGGGAAAACCCAUUUACUCGAGGCACAGUUCCGAGGAUAAACUGGUCACACUUAUGGGCGUUAUGCAGGCGUUAGUUUCAUUCGUUCAAGAUGGUAACGACAUGAUCAGAUCGGUCCACGCAGGCGAUACUAAUUUCGUUUUCGUUGUCAAAGGUCCACUUAUCCUAGUCACUGUUUCUAAAACACUGGAAAGUGUGCCGCAGCUAGUUUUACAGCUAACAUACGUCUAUAAUCAAAUAGUUUCCGUCCUCACACAAGCUCAACUGACGAGGGUUUACGACCAGAGGCGAAACUUUGAUUUGCGAAGAUUAUUGACAGGCAGCGAGAGGUUAAUCGAUCAUUUGUUGAAUUUUAUGGAUAGAGAGCCAGCCUUUUUUCUAGGUGCUAUUAAAUGCUUGCCUUUGUUGCCUUCCAUGAGGGAUGCUAUUACUCAAACUAUUGUUCAAACUUGUGGCAAAAUUAAGAAUCUGGUGUUUGCGAUACUGCUAGCAGAUAAUCAGCUGGUGACAUUGGUCAGAAUGAAAAAAUAUUUCAUACACCCAGCUGACUUGCAUUUGAUCCAAAAUUUGGUUGCCAGCUCAGAGUCGUUUAAAACGGUAGAAAGCUGGACGCCAAUAUGUUUGCCCAAGUUUGAUUCCAAUGGAUUUAUGCACGGUCAUGUUUCGUACCUGGCAGAGGAUUGCCAAGCUUGUUUAUUGCUUCUGACUGUCGACAGAGACGUAUUCUAUUCUUUGUCGGAUGCCAAGCAAAAAAUAGUAGAGAAACUGCGGAGGACAAAUUGUUUGGAAGCCAUCAAUGAGUCAAUGAACAAAGCAUCUGUCACAACAGCAGAAAUUGGUUUACCAGAAAUGCGACAUGUCUUAUACAAAUGUAGAAGUACGGCACAAUUCUGGAGUCCUGGUUUUCAACCACCAUAUACAACAGAUGAAGAUAUCGAACGACUAUUGGGACUCUAUCAGUGCCUUCAUCACAGAUUGCAUGCCCCAAAUCGACCACUGAAGUUGAUAUUCCAACAAUUGGACAAAGAAACAAUGUUAGCAUGGGUAACGUCAGGUUUCGAAUUGUAUGUGACUUUUGAACCACUGGUAACUAAACCAGAUGCGAUAAAUUCUGUAAGCAAAUUGCUGAAAUGGAUAAAAAAGGAAGAAGAAAGAUUAUUUAUAUUGAAUUCACCAACGUUCUAGCAAGAAUUUGAAAUUAUGGAGAAAAAAGGCUCAAAUGUCUCAGUUGCUGCACCGUAGUAACUGUAAAAGUACUGCAAGAAUUUUUGUUAGAGAGUUUCCGUGUUGACGAUGUACGAAAAUUGUAAAAAUUGGGAAGGAAGAAACGUAAUAUAACGUAGAUUGUAUAAUUUCAAAAGGCUAUGACUAGGUAUAUUAAGAUUCAAGAAAUGCAGCAGAUCACAUCCAAUUUGAUUUCGGUUGAUGGAAAUAUUUAUUUUUGAGAUCAUUUCCUACAUCCGUAUAUUUGCUGUCGAAAAAUCUAUUUUUCACGCAUCCAAAAAUUAUAUUCCUUAGAAGCUCCCUAAGCAUAGGAGUCUUAUACGUGACUAAUUGCAUGACUAAUCGCCCAUUCCUUCGUACCUAUAUGUGUAUAUUGUAUACUAUAUUUUGCUCACUAUUUAUAAUUAUGAAACUUGAGAUUUUGCAGUUACUUUAUUACAAAGUAGUGCAGAUUUAUAAUAUGUAAAUAUCGCAUAAAAUAGAUGAAAUAUCGGUUAUUUAGAUAUUACCCACUUAUGUCCGUGGUCAGUAGCAUUACGGCCAUGCUAAGAAUAUAUUCUUUUAUGAUUAUGCACUGUUUUUACCUUAGAUAUCUCGAAGAUCGGAAAAAGAAUAUGCAAUGCUACUGCAGUGUUUCAAAUCAAUCUGUAUGUUCUACAAAAUGUAUAGAACGAAUAAAACGAAUUUUUCAGUGUCAGUUAUUCAUAUAACUGGCAUAAAACAUAUGAAAUUAUCUACAAUCUCCAAUACUAAAUAGCUUUGCCAAUGAAUUCGGUAACUGAGUAUAUCGGAUACUCACGCUCCUCUGACACAAUGUACGGGUAAGCUACUAUGUAGCAGUUAGU